AUGAGACGAACAUCGGUCUCGCUGCCGACGAGAAACGUAGCACACGAUCCCCACGAGAAGGCCGCUCGAUACAGUACUAGAGGCGCAAGUAACAGCGCCGCCGCCAAGCUGGAGAAUAUCAAAACCGCCUGGAUGACGCAAAGUCAGCGGUCCAGAUACCUGAAGACAGGGGGUCUUCUCCUCUUCAUCGUCUUUCUGUUCUACUACCUCUCCUCGGGAGUAGAUGGCGGAGUAUCAUCUAUAAGUGUUGGUGGACAAACGGUAUCCGAUCCGAAAGCUGCGACGACAAAGUGCUUGAAGUCCAGCGAUAAAUCGAAGCCCCUGGUCCAAUAUGCCCUCAUGAUUGAUGCUGGCAGCACUGGCUCGCGAAUUCACGUGUACAAGUUCAACAACUGUGGCUCUACACCCGAGCUUGAGGAUGAGGUAUUCAAGAUGACAGAGAAGAAGACCGGAGGUUCAGGAUUGAGUUCGUUCAAGACUGAUGCUGAAGGCGCUGCUCAGAGUUUGGAUGUCCUUAUGGACACGGCAAUGGCAUCUGUACCGGACAGCUACAAGAGCUGCACACCCGUUGCAGUAAAAGCGACUGCUGGACUUCGUCUGCUUGGCCCAGAAAUGAGCCAGAAGAUUUUGGACGCCGUGCGCAAUCGAUUGGAGACGAAAUACCCGUUCCCCGUUGUUUCUAAGGAGAAUAAUGGCGUUGUUAUCAUGGAUGGCAAGGACGAGGGUGUUUACGCUUGGAUUACAACCAACUAUCUCCUUGGAAAGAUUGGAGGCCCCGAUCCUACCGGGACUGCCGCUGUUUUCGAUCUUGGUGGUGGAUCUACUCAAAUCGUUUUUGAGCCUACUUUCAAGGGCGCUGUGCCUGAGAAAAUGGCCGAAGGCGAUCACAAGUACAAGCUUACCUUCGGUGGAAGGAACUUUGAGCUGUACCAGCACUCUCAUCUUGGAUAUGGCCUAAUGUCGGCCCGCGAAGCUAUCCACAGAACCCUUAUUGAGGACAUCCAAUCAACAAACCCCAUUGAUCCUGCUUGGACCUCAAAGCCGAUCAUCAACCCUUGCAUUGCUCCGGGCAUGGUUCGUCCAGUUGAUGUCAAGCUCCCAGAUGGUCACCCUCUUGGAGGUUCGGUUAGCGUGAACAUGACCGGCCCAUCAUCCCCAGCUCCAGCGCAGUGUCGCAAGCUUGCCGAGAAGAUUCUCUACAAGGAGAAGGAGUGCAGUCUUGCACCUUGCUCUUUUAAUGGUAUCCAUCAGCCAUCCCUCGAGAAGACAUUCUCCCAAGAAGAUGUCUACGCUUUCUCCUACUUUUACGAUCGUACCGAUCCUCUCGGCAUGCCAGAGUCUUUCACUCUCAAGGAACUUCACCGCCUCACCGAGCAAGUAUGUGGUGGAGAGCCUCACUGGGAUGUGUUCCAGAGCGUGCCAGAUGCGAUCAAAGAGCUUCAGGAUCGCCCUGAGCACUGCCUUGAUCUUAACUUCAUGUUGGCACUUCUCCAUACCGGAUACGAAAUGCCCAUCGACAGAGAGAUCAAGAUUGCGAAGAAGAUCAAGGGUAACGAGCUUGGAUGGUGUCUUGGUGCAAGUCUUCCUCUUUUGAGCGCCGGUUCAGGAUGGACCUGCCGCAUCAAAGAAGUUUCAUAG
Cadophora gregata is the source of this 1638-nucleotide messenger RNA. It is a transcript of the gene GDA1, whose product is annotated as Guanosine-diphosphatase. NCBI's taxonomy places the organism in Eukaryota, Fungi, Ascomycota, Leotiomycetes, Helotiales, Ploettnerulaceae. The transcript is spliced from 3 exons. Gene Ontology annotation, cellular component: membrane; Golgi apparatus. The record is from RefSeq and is a predicted model, not a curated record. Gene Ontology annotation, biological process: protein N-linked glycosylation; nucleoside diphosphate catabolic process. Gene Ontology annotation, molecular function: UDP phosphatase activity; GDP phosphatase activity. The coding region runs from base 1 to 1638 and encodes 545 amino acids.